Coniophora puteana RWD-64-598 SS2 is the source of this 4317-nucleotide messenger RNA. RefSeq lists its product as uncharacterized. NCBI's taxonomy places the organism in Eukaryota, Fungi, Basidiomycota, Agaricomycetes, Boletales, Coniophoraceae. The coding region runs from base 1 to 4272 and encodes 1423 amino acids. The record is from RefSeq and is a predicted model, not a curated record. The transcript has 5 exons.
AUGCCUGCAAGACCCAAGGCAGACGUCGGCGCUCACGACCUCGAUGACAUAUCUGACAACAGCCUGUCUUUUGAAAUCCCCACCGCUCCAUCUGCCACUAACCUCCUCGAUGAUACGCAAGACUUCUUCGAUGGAAUCACCGACCUCAACGCGACCUUCGCCCCCUUCAAGAGCUCAUCGCCACGGAAGCCGUUUGCACCCCAUAAUGCUCUACCUUCAACUCAGCAAGACCAGGAGUUGAAAGCGCCAACACCAUCUAAACGAUUCCCUUCUGUUCCACCAGAGUCUGCCGACCCCGGCGACCAGCCCGACGCCUUUGUCGAAAUCCGACGGAGUCCACGCAAGCACAAGUCCUCGUCGAUUCCAAGCCCUGUCAAGCCUUCUUCUCGUCGCAAGACCGUUGCUCCCCCAUCUGGAGAGGAAGAAUCUCCCGCUCCAUCCGCGCCUGAAGAACACAUAACAGAGCUUCAUCCCGACGAGUUGGUCUCCCCUCCAUCCCUCAAGAAUGCGGCACCUCCCUCUAUUGCACGGCCGCGACCUUCUUCUGUGUUUGUCGACUUUGGUCUGCCUACUCCAUCGGCGGAAUCAGAACCUGCGCAAGCACCUGAGGUCAACUACCCGGAAUCGCCGUCAGUAGCCAACCGUCGCAGUCGAUCCAAAUCGGCCACUCCUGGCAGAAUCCCUGUACCAGUCUCAUUCUCCCGGCGGUCGUCGUCUGCAACACCCACUCGCAUUCGCACACGCACCGUUUCCUCGAACCCCGUCAACCUCCUCGAGACUCACGCCGAGGAAAGCAUCACCGAGAGCCCCAACGUGUCUGUUGCAGCACAUAUCCCGGAAACCAUCGAGGAAGCCCCAUCCUCUCGGCCCGAGCUCGAGAAUCGUCGCCCGGAUCCUCCCUCAGAGGAUGUACUGAGUCCAGCCCCUGCUUGCUUUAGCUCUCCAGCUCGCGAGGCCCCAGUGCGGCGCCUAUCCUACGUACGCGCCAAGUCUGAAGCUCCCGUCCCACAAGCCAGUCUGUAUCCAUCACUGCCACGGGACGAGAGCCUGCCACUGUCCCCGUCGAGGAUUAAGCCUCCUACUCAUCGUAGGUUCAGUUCGUUGGCUGUCGACGCUGGUAUCUCGAAGCCCGUCUUCUCGUCUAAACCCAGGUAUUCGUCGGCAACGCUCGGACAUGCUAGAACGCAAAGUUCUCCAAUGAGAGCCUUUGCUCAGCUCGAGGCCCCGGAUGAGGAGCAACCACUCGAAGCUCAGGAGAGCUCCGGCAUGCAGCCUGAACCCGUGACGAACCCCGCGUCUACGGCAGCAGCCAACGAUGACGUGGGAGCAAGCAAGCCGACUCGCCGGGGAUCAGUCGUGACGGAACGGUUCAGGCGAUACAGCCAGAAGGUCUUUUCUUCGUUCGGCAAAUCACGCACUCCGGAACCAUCUGCUUUACCCCCCGCGGAGCCAGCUCCUGCGACGGAGGUGGUCGUCGCACUGGGAGCGAACCCGGCUCCCGCCUCCGCUGAAGUGCCUGCCAGCCCUGUGGCAGCCCCUGUCUCCCCAGUUCAUGUACCCUCAACGCCGGAGCCCCGGGAGCCGUCCCCCAUACUCGCGUCCCACCUUCCCAUAGAUGAACCGCUUAGCCCCUUGACACCACCGCCCGCGUCGCCUCCCAUGCGCGAGCACGAGCUGACGCUCGAGCAUGUCUCCGAAGAGGUGCCAGCAUCGCCGAGUCCGGUCGCAGCCAAGAACGAUGAGAUGGUGGUCCAGGUUCCGCCACCGGUGGAGGCGUCGCCUCUGCGUACAUCAGUUAAACGCCGCGCUCCCGAGGACGACGACGGAGCGGGCGCUUUGGCUCAGAUCGAGGAGGUGGAUCUGGAAAUGGUGACGGAGGAGAUGGAGGUGGAGGCUCUGGCCGCGCCUGAUGUCGACGACGCCGGCGCCAACGUUGACGCUAUGCAAGGGCCGCCUUCAGUACCUGAGGAACCUGCUGCAACGCUUCCAGCGGCCGACGCGUCCGACCCGCCGAAGAAGAGACAGCGGGUGAAGCGCGAGCAUCAGCCACGUGCCUCUGCCUCCGUUUCUCCCGCCAAGGUGAAGGCGAAGGCGGACACGAAGACAGCCGUCGGUGCGAAGACUCACCCUCGGCCUUCGGUGGGCAAGCCUUCUGUUGAUGUUAAACGCACGAAACCGGUGUCUAGCUCGCGUACCCAGGCUCAGCCUGCGAAGCCGAGCUCUACGUCUGGAGCUGCUGCCACGAUAAUCACAAAGCCAUCGUCUACGUCCCGAGCUCAGCCUACGAAACCGACCUCUAAUCAUAUCCCACCGCCGCCAGCGUCAUCGCCAAUGCUUGAGCAAGAAGUGGAACCCGAACAGGCUCUCGAGCGGGCUCCGGUUUUGCCCAGCCCAGAGCCGGCGGUGAGCGAAGUCAAUACAAUGGAGACGCACGUCCCAUCGCUGCCGCAGUCAACGGAGAUGUCUCUGCGCACCUCUACGAAGCGUCGGGCGCCUGAGGAAGAGGAGGCGCUGAGCCAGGUCGCUCCAAUCGCGGAGGUGGAGGAGAAGGCGGAGGUGGCGGCAGAGUCGGACAUGGAGCUGGACGUUACAACUACAUUCGGCGUUGGCAAUGUCGACAUCGACGACGCUGAUGCGCAGGCGCCGCCAUCGGUACCCGAUGAACAGGCUGUAGCGCCGCCGGCAGUCGAUGUGUCUGAUCCGCCCAAGGAGAGGCAGCGGGUGAAGCGCGAGCAUCAGCCUCGCACUGCCCCUCCUGCCCCUGCGCCCAAGGCUAAGGCUGGCACGAAGCCGGUUGUCGGAGCGAAGGUCGACGGGAGGCCUCAGACGAGCAAGACUUCUGUCGAGGUUAAACGCACGAAACUGGUGUCCACAUCACGCGCCCAGACUCAAUUUACGAAACCUAUUUCUACCUCGGCGGCUAGCACUGCGACCACGGCCAGUACCGCGAAGCCAACCUCGACCUCGCGGGCUCAGUCUACGAAGCCGGUUUCAACCUCGGCAGCUGCCACCACAACCGCCGCCGCUCCUCGGUCCCGUGCACCCCAUAGCCAAGGCACGAUUCGGACGGAGGCGCGACGUGCGGUGCCUGGCUCCGCUGCGUCUAUAGGUGCGAAACCGCCGAGCAAGCAGAAGACGUCAAGAAUGGAACGCGUCAAGAAGCUGGAAGUUCCGGUGGCGGAAGCCGCACCUGCACCCGAAUCUGCGCCCGCUCUCGCCGUGACGCCCACGGCUGAGGUUGCGACGGAAGUGAUGGCACCUUCUGCGUCCGCUCCUGCGGUUCCUGCGGUCGUCGAGAAGCCCGAGGCGGAGGAGGUGCAUUCGGAGGUUGAGGACGAGCAGGAGCUUAUGGCUCAGGCGGCGAUGGACGCAGACGUGGUGCCGUCUUCGGAGGGGAUUUCUGGCGACGCGGCGGAGACAGAGGCUCUAGCACCUGUCCCUACCGAUGACGCAGCUGACGUGGAGGCUCCAGCAGCCGUACACAACGACAACUCCGUCGCAGCACCUGUUGCAACGAAGGCGAAGGUCGAAGAUCGCCCGACGAAGAAGGCGAGGACGGCUCACGUCGCCGCUCCUGUUCAUGCUAGACCCAAAUCGAGGAUGUCAGCGUCCCGGGCUGAGAAGGCUGCUGCGGCAGCUGAGAAAGCGAAGAUGCGCGCACGAGCGAAGGUCCAGACGAAACCUGAUUCGACGUCCGAGAUGGCUAAACCAAAGAGCGGCUUCCAGCCUGCGACAGUCCCAGCGGAGUUCACCUUCCGGAUGGACGCCAAGCCGUCUGCCCACACCCACCACCAAGGUGCCUCUGGUGACGCCAAACCAGACUGGGACAUUAACUUCAACUCCAAUGCUGAGUCCGAGUCCAAUCCAUGCGCAGGCUCAUCCGGCGCUGCGACCACCAACUCCAACCCUACGCGCCCGCGCGCCCCCAUUCCGGACUUCAAAGCCCUGCAGGCCGCGCACGCCGCCUCCCUCGCCGCGAAACGGCCCACCGUCGUGCCUGUGUACCCAACUGCCGCGCCAAACUUCAAGACCGUCAGCCGCAUGAAGGAGCGCGAGAAGUUUGAUGCGCUCAUGCGUGCGCACGAGGAGGGGAAGGGGCGGGAGAGGGCGGAAGAGAGGCGGAAGCGGGAGGAGGAAGAGGAAAAGGAGUUGAGGGAAAUGAGGAAGCGGGCGGUGCCCAAGGCGAAUGAGGUGCCGGAGUGGUACAAGGAUGUGCCGAAGAGGGAGAAGGAACAAGAAAGGGGGAAAGGGAAGGAAAGGGAGAUGUCCUGAAAGUGCGAGUUGGGGUGAGCGGAUAGAUUGUGUUUGUGGGCGCGU